AUGAUCGAAGAAACACGAGUUUUUCCAACUAAUGGAUCACAAUUUAUGAUUAAAAGUCGUUUAAACUCGGCGGAAAAAAGUUUUAUGCUUUUGAAAAAAAAAUCCGACAUUUUGUUGAUACAUUUUAAAGAGAUAUUAAUAGAAUUAUUCGAAAAGAAGUCUUUAUUAAAAGAGGUUAUGAGGGAAGCUUCCUUUUCAUUGGCCGAAGUUAAUUAUAUCACUGGUAAUAUAAACAAUUUAAUAUUGCAAUCGGCAAAUAAAGCUACAAUUAAAAUAUUAACACGAAAAACGAUCAUUAUGGGUGUUAAUAUACAAACUUAUGAAUAUUAUGAAGAAGGUUUAGAUCCUUUUCUUUAUAUUGGUUUAGCCAGAGGAAGACAACAGGUGAUGAAGGUAAAAAAUAAUUAUCGAAAAGCAUUAGAGCUUUUAAUUAAAUUAGCAUCCUUACAAUCUAGUUUUUUAACAUUGGAGAAACAUAUAAAAGUAACUCAUCGUCGUGUUAACGUACUACGUUAUAUUAUCAUUCCACGAUUAAAAUCUAUGCUGGUAUAUAUAAUCAGUGAAUUAGAUGAACGCGAGAGAGAGGAAAUUUAUAGAUUGAAAAAAGCACAAACUCGUAGAAGGAUAACUUUAAAAAUAAUAAAAAAAUUUUCACCGAUCCAAGAUGUAAACGUAAUAUUAGACGAUAUUGAUCAAGAUCUACUCUUUUAA
Vespa mandarinia (Asian giant hornet) is the source of this 711-nucleotide messenger RNA. Its product is annotated as V-type proton ATPase subunit D 2-like. The record is from RefSeq and is a predicted model, not a curated record. NCBI's taxonomy places the organism in Eukaryota, Metazoa, Arthropoda, Insecta, Hymenoptera, Vespidae. Gene Ontology annotation, molecular function: proton-transporting ATPase activity, rotational mechanism.